Molecule: messenger RNA, 9046 nt
Organism: Coregonus sp. 'balchen'
Lineage: Eukaryota; Metazoa; Chordata; Actinopteri; Salmoniformes; Salmonidae
Source: the annotation of a GenBank genome assembly
AUGCCGGGCUGUGGCUCUGCUCAACGAGGUACCCUCUGCUCUGCCAUGGCACACUUCGCAACUGGAACCCAUAUCUGCAGCUUGACACCACCUCUGCCCUAGAUCAGCACAUAUAAGGGCUCAGAUACACCAAUGGCGUUUGCUGGCCGAGAGUACUUAGCACCUAUGAACGUAAUUUGUGAACAGAGUGCGCGACAAUUUUGCAUGUAGAAUCACGUGAAAUAUGUCGGCAGUCAGACGUCUACAGCGGGUGGUCCCUAAAACAAAGCACGCUGAAAGAUCGGCAGACGAACGCUAGAUCCACAUUUGGUUCGAUGUGUGCAAGCCUAAAUGUAAUGCCUGCCUGACUCACACUCUCAUUCCUACUGUAUGGAAUGACAGCAGUGUGAUGUAUGGCUGCUUUGAGACAAGGUUGAAAAGUGCUAUUAAUGAUGAUGAUUGAUGGUACUGCUGUGGUAGUUUGUCUUAAAUGCUAAGUGUUUGACCUCUACAGUAGCUGGAGGCUGACAGCCGUGUCUCAUCAGCACCUUAGCUCCCGAGUGGCGCAGUGGUCUAGUAGCUGUGCCACUAGAGAUCCUGGUUCGAAUCCAGGCUCUGUCGUAGCCGGCCGCGACCGGGAGACCCAUGGGGCGGCACACAAUUGGCCCAGCGUCGUCCAGGGUAGGGGAGGGAAUGGCCGGCAGGGAUGUAGCUCAGUUGGUAGAGCAUGGUGUUUGCAACGCCAGGGUUGUGGGUUUGAUUCCCACGGGGGGCCAGUAUGAAAAAUAAAAUAAAAUAAAAAUAAUGUAUGCAUUCAAUAACUGUAAGUCGCUCUGGAUAAGAGCGUCUGCUAAAUGACUAAAAUGUAAAAUGUAAAUGUUAGGACUGUAAAUGUAGACAUUUAACCCUAUCAGGGGUUUGGGAAAUAAACAACUGUCUUAAAUAAUUUGUCUAAGGGCUGGGGAAGGUCCCAGCUGCUUAGGGGAGUCAUUUCCUGUAGGCUUCUACAUCUGCAAUGCUUGCUGUUUGGGGAUUUCGGCUGCGUUUCUGUAUAACACUUUGUGACGUCUGCUGAUGUAAAAAGGGCUUUAUAAAUAAAAUGUGAUUGAUUGAUAGGCAUAUAGGGGCAGAGGUGUAAAGGGACAGUGGUCCUGACUUGUGCUAUAGGGGACGUCUCGUUCCUCAGUGUUGUGGUUACUGCCCACAUGAUCCUCAUCCACUGUGACUCGGUUGGCAUUUCUUGGGCAUCUGGGACAAUGAGCACUGUGGUCUAAGCCGGUUGCACUGCUUUAAGGGCUUCCCUGUAGUCUCUCUCUCUCUCUCACUCUCACACUCACUCACUUUCUCUCACCUGCAUUUCACUCAGAAAACUUUCAACAUUUGUAGCUAGGUUGGGCAUAAUGUCUCUUUCAAUGUCUUACACCUCAAAAAUUGAAUUCCACAAAUAAUUUCAAUUCGUUGGAUAUGUUAAAUUAUAUAAUUUUCCAUUGUCAUGGUUCUGGCAGCUAACUUGGUGCCAUGCUUGUUUGGUCACUGCCUGCUUGCUGCCUAACAGUCUGUCACCCAGGCUAAGCUCAAGUAGAACUGACCCAAACUGUGAUUUAAUUAUGGUGUUGGCUACAGAUAGUGGAAUUCCAAAUCCUUUCUAUCCUGUUCAUUGUGUUGUGGUGACAUAUCUUUAGUAACAUUGGAAAGAGACCUAAAUCUGUGCCAUUAAACAUUAAAUGUGUAUAGUACAUGUUAUAGCCUACAUCUCCUAUAAAGUUUAGAGGUUCAGUGCUGUCCAAUCCUCAGCCUGUCAUGUUAAGAGCUUCUCCCAAAAUAUAAACGCAACAUGUAAAGUGUUGGUCCCAUGCUUCAUGAGCUGAAAUAAAAGAUCCCAGAAAUGUUCCAUACGCAAAAAAAAAACGUAUUUCUCUAAAAUGUUGUGCACACAUUUGUUUACAUCCCUGUUAGUGAGCAUUUCUCCUUUGCCAAGAUAAUCCAUCCACCUGACAGGUGUGGCAUAUCAAGAAGCUGACUAAACAGCAUGAGUAUUACACAAGUGCACCUUGUGCUGUUGACAAUAAAUGGCCACUCUAAAAUGUGCAGUUUUGUCACACAACACAAUGCCACAGAUGUCUCAUGUUUUGAGGGAGCGUGCAAUUGGCAUGCUGACUGCAGGAAUGUCCACCAGAGCUGUUGCCAGAGAAUUGAAUGUUCAUUUCUCUACAAUAAGCCGCCUCCAAUGUCGUUUUAGAGAAUUUGGCAGUACGUCCAACCGGCCUCACAACCGCAGACCACGUGUAUGGCGUUGUGUGGGCGAGCAGUUUACUGAUGUCAACGUUGUGAACAGAGUGCCCCAUGAUGGCGGUGGGGUUAUAGUAUGGGCAGGCAUAAGCUACAGACAACGAACAUGAUUGCAUUUUAUCAAUGGCAAUUUGAAUGCACAAAAAUACUUUUAGGUAUCUGUGACCAACAGAUGCAUAUCUGUAUUCCCAGUCAUGUGAAAUCUAUAGAUUAAGGCCUAAUGAAUUCAUUUAAAUUGACUGAUUUCCUCAUAUGAACUGUAACUCAGUAAAAUCAAUAUAAUUGUUGCAUGUUGUGUUUAUAUUUUUGUUCAGUGUAGGUCUGAGUGUGUGUUAACCAUCACAUCAAGUCAUGUUGUGUAUGUUAGAACAGAAUGGGGGACAUUGUCACUAUUAGAAAAGGAUUUCACGCUUUGACAUCAUCACAUGAUAGAUAGGGGCUAGCUUUACAUAAACAUUUUCAGGUAACUUGACCCCUGAGGAGUUAACAUUCUGUACACUCUCUUAAAUCUUUUGAGAGUCUGGUGGGCUGGGUUACUGAAGAUGCUCUAUCUUCAUCCUGACACACACACUGUGGUGCCCUGGCGCUCAUACAGGCUCAGUGUGUGUUUCAUCUCUCGCUGGCUUCACUUCUCUGCUAAGCGCAUUCCUGGCACCCAGAGGCAUAGGGCUGCAGGGGUGUCACACUCCAGAGCUGGCACCUUGUCCCCCCCCUCCUUUCCCAACAACUACCCCCGUUCCUAAAGCAGAGCUUCCUUCUCUACAGAGGCACCCCUUUGAAGGACGGUCUAGUUUCUUUUAAAGAGCAGAUUAUCCUCGCAUACUGUUUCCAAGUCUCUUUGUCUGUCAUGGACCUCUGCCGAAGCCUCGAUCCAAGAAUGCCACUUGGCAGAGAACAUAAUUAAGGGAAUGUCUGCUCUACUGAUAUGUAGUGUAACCUUCUCUCAUGUGUUCUGUUUUCCUAUUUUUCUGCCUAUUUUUCUGUCUCUUGCUCCAUUUGGAAAUCAGUGGCUACAUGACUGCCUGUGAUGAUGGCCGAAGAAAGUCCUCAAAUGCAUGGCUCGUUAUUAGAGUUCACAUCAUGCUUUACAUUAUCAUGGGGAAUUCUGAAUUAAUAUAGGCAACUAGGCAUACAGACUUAGGUAGGCUAAUUAUCUCACGUAACCGAAAUAUUACAUUCUCCUUUUCCAAUGAUGUAACUCAUCAAAGCUGCAGAAGCUCUUCUGACUGACGUAACAUAUGAUUCAGGAUGUAAAUGUCAAGAUUUGAAUUGCCACUUGUGAGGAUGAGUUGGCUGAAUUACUUUGAUCUCUGUGGCAUUUGCUCAGUGCUGUCAUUAUAAAGAUGGCACUAUGUUGACUUGAAGGAUAGGAUGUAGUAUAAGCUUGCUCAGUUGAACUCUUGGACAGUUUAACUGUGCAGUUACCAUUUCAAGAUUGAUACAAGGUGUGCCAAUGUACACAGCUAGGCCUGUGUGGAAGAGGCACCAAGGCACUACUUUCAUCUCCCAAAAGGAAUCUGGGAUUAAAUGUUAAAUUGAACCACCUUGCCACAGCUUUGCCCCUCUUUUCCAAAGCAUCUGACUGUUCUCCAUUUUUUUUAUGUCCCUCUGACAUGUUCUCCUCACCAAUUUGUUUCUGUGCGAGUGCCUUUCUGUGUGCACAGAUGACACAGAUGUGUGUCUGAGAGAGAAGUGUUCCUUCUUCCCAGUCCUCCCUCCAGCUCCCAUUCCCUCUGCUCUGGGCCUGUAGCAUUCCAGUGCUGAGGUGGCUUGACUGGGAGCAGAAAGAUUUAAGCCGUGUCAAACAUGCUGCUCAGUUUUCCUUCCUCUCUGCUCCUCACUUCUCUACUCCUCUCUCUUGCUCUUCCUGCUCGCUCUCAUUGUGGCACUGGGUGUUUAAACACGCCUUGCGCCAGCCUGGGAUCUGGUAGCUUCCACAGUGCUGCUGACUGUUUGUUUGUCUGUGUGGUUGGUUGGUUGGUUGGUUGGGUUUUCUCCUCCUCCACCAGAGCUAAGCUGAGGGUUUCUGUUCCCUGGCCCACAUCCAGAGCUCCCAGACAAAGAGACUAUUGAUUACUGUCGAGGGGGAAGAGACUGGGGCUUGUUUUCACGGCAGGUUUGAUUUGAUUAGGCGUGUUUUGUGUUUGCCCUUCAAGCAACAGCAGAGCAAACAGAAGCCUACAGGCCAGAGAUGAGACGACAUGCUACAAAUAGAACCUCUCUCUCUCUCUGGUGACCUUAAACACACAACGCUGCAGAUAGAAUGUAUAACUAAGGAAAUAAUAGGAUUGGUUUCUUAUCUUUUUUUGACAACUUUAUCUAUUGAUUUUCACAAACCAAAUAUGGCAGUAAUAGACUGUAAAGAGAUCCAGACAGACGGAGACAGGAGACAGGAUUAUACUGUAAAAGAGAACAUCUUUAACAUCAGUAAUACUUUGUAUUAAUGUAUUGUCUACUAACAGAUCCUUACAAAUGUCUCAACCGCAGAGUCUAUUUGAGAUGGUGAGAAGAGAUGGUUGGAUGAUAUCGGAGAGGGCCUGAUUGGCUGUCUAACUUUUAAUGAUUCAUGAACUCAAAAAAUGAAAAGCUGAAAUGUCUUGAGUCUAAUUAUUCAACCCCUUUGUUAUGGCAAGCCUAAACAAGUUCAGGAGUAAAAGUUUGCUUAACAAGUCACAUAAUAAGUUGCAUGGACUCUGUGUGCAAUAAUAGUGUUUAACAUGAUUGUUAAAUGACUACCUCAUCUCUGUACCCCACACACACAAUUAUCUGUAAGGUCCCUUAGUCGAGCAAUGAAUUUCAAACACAGAUUCAACAACAAAGCCCAGGGAGGUUUUCCAAUGCCUCGCAAAGAAGGGCACCUAUUGGUAGAUGGGUAAUAAUACAAAAAAAAAAGCAGACAUUGAAUAUCCCUUUGAGCAUGGUGAAGUUAUUGAUGACACUUUGUAUGGUGUAUCAAUACACCUAGUCACUUCCUAACUCAAAGAUACAGGCGGCCAAAGAUACAGGCGGCCUUCCUAACUCAGUUGCCGGAGAGGAACGAAACUGCUCAGGGAUUUCACCAUGAAGCCAAUGGUGACUUUUAAGGGGUGGUUUUUGCGUACAUAGUUUAAUUAAAGUCAGGACUAGGCUAAUUCUAAUUAAAUUAAUCCAGAUUUUAAAAAUGGCUUUCUAAGACGUUGCUUAACUUCAGAGUCCCAGACUAAGGUAAGGACUAACCAGUUAAUCUUUGUGAAGUCUGAUUAGAUUAACGAUGUGCACUUGGUGCUGACCUAAGGAUGCUUCACAAAACCAGGCAUGGGACACUAGUACAUAAGCAUUGUGUUGAAUUGGAGCAAGUCACCUAAACCAAACAAUGGACGGAGAUAAAAUAAUUUCAGUGACUUUGGAAAAAAAACCUCUUGAAGCGAAUUGUGUCAAACCACCCAAUUAUCAAGAACAAACAGCAUGAUUCAUCAACAGAAAACAAGAAAAAGAAUGCCUGGACUACCAUUUGUAAUGAAUUCAACUCAAAUGAAAAAGUAAACAAAAGGACGCUACAACAACUUCAGGUAAGAUACUGUAUUGGUUGGCCCACUUUUACAAAUCAGUCACUUUGAAAUGAUAUUUUUCUUGCGUAACACAACACAGUGGAGCAUAAAUGUAUUUGUGUGACAGGAAUGUAACACAAACAAUGUCAUACAUAAUUACUAAUAUCAUUUCUAUAUUGUCUUGCCUUUCUGAGGUUCUGUGGAAAAACAUACAAAUCAACUUAAAGACAUAUGCUGUUGCUCAUAGGGAGCGUUUCAAGACUGGUAAGACCAGAAACAGAUGAGCUGGGGGACUUGUUGACCGGGAUCAUUGAUAGCCAGCAACCCCUGGAAGGGGUGACAUAUUGGACAGUUCACAUUGGGGACCGUUCCAAUCCUCAUUUGGUAGGACACAUUCACUCAGCAUGUGCCAUCCCCGUACUGCAGGGAAUAUGUAAUGUUGUCAGUCAUCUCUUGCACUCCCAUAAAAUAACUUAUGUAAUGAACUCAACUCUUGAAGAAAUAAUGUUCUCUAAUGCAGCAAUGUAAUCAUUUUCUAGAGGCAGAUGAUCACCAUAGCUUGGAGGGGACAUCUGCUGCAGCCAGGAGGGAAGAUUGUCACUAACCCGGGCCGGAGGACAAAUACAAAGAGGCUGAGCAUGCAUGCGAACCUGGCCAUGGAAUUUUAUGGGUGCAAACUAAUGUAUUUAUAAGAAGAGCAUGAUAUGAAGAUGCAGAUCCUUGAUGUUACCCCUUCCCACGUGCAACACUGUUGGAGAACUGCAAAUUGGGAGGACACACACUUUGUACAUUUAUUGAGAACCAGUUUUUAAGAUUCCUGGACUCCUCAGCAUCUGCUGUAGAGGGACACUUGAGGGGAAUAUGACAUCCAUCUAUACAGCCAAUGACUCCAGGGAAGUUCCAAUAUUCAUAGAACCCUACCUUGUAGUUGGCUUGGGCAGCAGCAUUUGGGAACUUGAUGUAUUUGUCUUUCAGUUCACCUAUAGCAUUGCAGACUUUGUGGACUAUUCUGCAUACAGUCGGUUCACUUACACCAUACAAAUCUCCUGUUUCACGAUGGAAGGUUCCAGAUGCUAAAAAACCUCAAGGUGAUCAGUACUUGUAGGGAAGAAGGGAUGGGCCUUCCCCGAAAAGAGUCAGGUGAAAUCCUUGGCUCAAGUAAACUAAUGUCAGCUGCAUUUUCUAUUUACAUACGGAAAUUGAUUUCAUCAAAAUCAUUCAGUGGGUUGCCCCUGUCUAUAACCACCCUUCUGUCUGGCCUUGGUGGUGCUCUUUGAUCAUAAUUCCAUUUUCCUCCAUUGCCAAGGUCAACCUGGGGGCCAACAUCCAUUAAUCUGAAGUUAAACCUGCCUCUGGCCAGGUUUUAUUCAAGCCUUCACAGAUCUAGAUUAACUCUAAUCGUCCUUCUGAAAAUCGGACUUUUUAAAUCUAGACUAUUAUUUUAAACCAUGUCUGAGAAAUGCGAUUUGUUAGUCCAGUUUAAAAGUGCAAUUUAGUCUAGGAUUAGGUUUAAUCUGUGUCCGCGAAACCGCCCCUGUAACAGUUGGAGUUUAAUGGCUGUGAUAGGAGAAACCUGAGGAUGGAUCAACAACAUUGUAGUUACUCCACAAUACUAACCUAAUUGACAGAGUGAAAAGAAGGAAGCCUGUACAGAAUAAAAAUAUUCCAAAACAUGCAUCCUGUUUGCAGCAAGGCACUAAAGUAAUACUGCCAAAAAUGUGGCAAAGCAAUUAAUAUUUUGUCCUGAAUACAAAAUGUUAUGUUUGGGUCAAAUACAACACAUUAUAGGGGUGGCUGCAUCAUGUUAUAAAACCUGGUUCAGUUAGAUUAGUAUUGUCAAGUAACUACAAUGUUGUUGAUCCAUCCUCAGUUCUCCUAUCACAGCCAUUAAACUCUGUAACUGUUUUACAGUCAAUUGGCCUCAUGGUGAAAUCCCAGAGCGGUUUUCUUCCUCUCCAGCAAUUGAGUUAGGAAGGACGCAUGUAUCUUUGUAGUGACUGGGUGUAUUGAUACACCAUCCAAAGUGUAAUUAAUUUUUACCCAUCUUCUAUGCGAGGCAUUGGAAAACCUGCCUUUUCUUUGUGGUUGAAUCUGUGUUUGAAAUUCGCUGCUCGACUGAGGGACCUUACAGAUAAUUGUACGUGUGGGGUACAGAGAUGAGGUAGUCAUUCAAAAAUCAUGUUAAACACUAUUAUUGUACACAGAGUGAGUCCAUGCAACUUAUUAUGUGACUUAUUAAGCACAUUUUUACAAGCCAAAGCGGUUGAAUACUUAUUGACUAAAGACAUUUCAGUUUUUCAUUUUUUAAAUUAAUUUGUGAAAAUGUUGAAAAACAUAAUUCCACUUUGACAUUAUGGGGUACUGUGUGUGUGUAGCCCAGUGACAAAAUAUCUCAAUUUAAUCCAUUUUGAAUUCAGAAAAAGUCAAGGGUUGUGAACUUUCUGAAGGCACUGUGAGUACUGUUUGUGAUGUAAAUCCAGAUUCUGAAGCAUUAAUACUGUGCCCCCUGCAUCUCUCCUCUUCCUCUCCUGUCAGAUGGGAUCCACUCCGUGUCGGCCCAGUGUCUGCUCCAGGUCACCAUCAUCACAGACGAGAUGCUAUCCAACAGCAUCACGCUGCGAUUGGCCAACACCUCCCAGGAGCACUUCCUGUCCCAGCUAUUGUCCCAGUUCUUGGAGGGCGUGGCCCGCGUGCUGUCAGCUGACCGCGAGGAUGUUGUAGUGUUCAACAUCCAGGAUGACACAGACGUUAGCGCCCGCAUCCUCAAUGUCAGCCUGUCUGUGGCCAUGUCCGGGGAGGGCCCGCGUGGGGGAGGAGAGGGGCCCCGGGGGGGCGGAAGGGUGGGCAGAGGGGCAGCAGGGGCCAACGGAGUGGCAGAGUUCUUUGGUUCUGAGGAGCUACAGGAGAGGUUGUACCUGAACCGCAGUCUGCUGGCCCGCAUCUCCUCCCAGCAGGUGCUGCCCUUCGAUGACAACAUCUGCCUGAGAGAGCCCUGCGAGAACUACAUGAAGUGUGUAUCCGUGUUGAAGUUCGACAGUCUGGCGCCCUUCGUGGCGUCCGACACCAUCCUGUUCCGGCCCAUCCACCCCAUCGCCGGCCUGCGCUGCCGCUGCCCCACCGGCUUCACGGGAGACUACUGCGAGACAGAGAUUGACCUGUGCUACUCCAAACCCUGUGGAACCCAUGGCCUGUGUCUCAACAGGGAGGGAGGCUACACCUGCGAGUGCCUCGAUGACUAUACAGGUGAGUGA